This is a messenger RNA of Rotaria sp. Silwood2, 2387 nucleotides long. The record is from the annotation of a GenBank genome assembly. NCBI's taxonomy places the organism in Eukaryota, Metazoa, Rotifera, Eurotatoria, Philodinida, Philodinidae.
AUCUGCCUACUAUACCUUAAAAACUUAUUAAUUAAAUUUUACAUAGUGCAAAGAAAAUGUUCAUAAAAAAUAAAUUGUCCUACAUUAUUAUUUCAUUUGUACCGCAUACAACAAUUUGUUCCUUCUGAACUAAAAUUGAACAUCUUCUAUUAUUAAUCUAAUCGUUUUCAUUACAUAUUAAUUUAUUCAUUCUUUAUUUCUCAAAAAAAAAUAACGACAGACUACUUCCUAUUUAGACUAAACCUCCCUACAAUAAAAGACUCAGGGCCUUCUAUUAUAUUUAAGCGGAAAACUUUUUUACGGGGUAUUAUAUUACGACUCUCAUAUUUUUUGCGAAACUUACGAGUAUUUUUGAAGAAUUUAGUAAAUACAACUUUAAGUUCAGACUUUACACCUCCUCAGUUCUUAUCAUAGUAAGUAGAUGCUUGGAAAAACAUCACUAUAUCUUCCCACAUCAACAAAUAAUAGGCACUAAUUAAUAUCAGUACCUAUAUUAUUUUCAAAUUCUAUAAUUUCUAGUUUCCGUUGUAAAUAUUAUGUUUUUAACCUUUGUAUAGAUCACAUAUAUUUCUAAAGAAACUAAUACUGACUAUAAGAUUGAGUCAACGUUUUUCAGCUUGUUUGCUCUUCCCUAUUACACGUUGUAACAGUCACUUAUAUUUAAAAGGUUGUGCAAAUUUUUAGAAUCUUUUGCUUCUAAAUACUUCAAAUAUGUUUAUGAGUACUUGCAAAAAGCUACCAUCAUUUUUUUUGCGCAGAUAAAAACUUAUACGAUUCAUGUCAAAUAUAAUCUUUUGUGAUUUUUCAUAACAGUACUGUAAGUUACAUAGAACUAUGAUCAAAUUACUUUCUAACUUUUAGAAAUAUUUAUUUUCUGUCUUACUCAGUAUAUUAGUAUGCAUACAAAAUUGUUAGCAUCUGACUAAGAUACAAGCAAUGUCUAUACUAAGCUUAUUUAAUCAUUAAAUUAGACCUUGCAUUGAAUAAUACGAAAAAAUGAUAACACCGACUAACAGAAGAAUAAUACAACAAAUAGCAACAAGAAAAAAAAGUAUACAUUAGAAAAAAAAUAUUGGAAAUAUACCAAUAGAAAGUGCUAUAAAUUAAUCAUUAUGAUCAAUGUUUCUUUACAAACUUAACAUUCUGCGUCGGUUGUAUUAAUAUUAUAAAUAUAUUGAGCAAAUCUAAUAAAUGCAGUGAAAAGAGAGGUAGUAGUUCGAAAUGAAACAGUUUCGUUGGAAUAAACUUUUAAAGCUUAUGCUUUAACUCAAACGAUAAAAUUAGUUGUAACCUAUCCAUUUAUUUGAUAUGUUUUGAAAAUAAACUUUUGCACCGGUUUUUGAGAAUAUAAUAUAAAUUUGUAGAAGUCUGAGUCUCAUGAGUACUACAAUUCAGCUUCACAGUGGCUACAGUGAUAGGUUUUUGUAACUAAAAAGGUACUCUGAAACAACCGAAGCGAUUUUGAAAAUUGAAGACAGAAUUUUUGCGGUUUUUGAAUCUUAAAUCUAGAUUUAGUUUGUCAGUGUUUACUAUAAAAGUUGUGCAGUAAUUUUCUUAUGUGUCAAUUUUUCAUCAUAACUGGUCAGAAUUUUCUUCUACCACUUCAUCUUGAUAAAUAGAGGAUUUCAACACUAAAUUGACAAAUGAAUAAGGCUUUAGCAACCUUUUCCAUUAACUUAAACAAAAUAACUUAAAAAGAAUAUAGAAAUAAUACCACUGCUAUUCAUAAAUUUCUUUUUUUAGUUGUAUUACGACCAUGUUCAUUAUCAGUUCAUGAAAAAAAAUUUUAUAACAUUUAUGCAAACGAUCUACCAACACCACCUGAUAUUGUUCGAACAUUUCAAGAAUUUAAACACAAUUUAAUAAAUCGAGUUUUAUCUUAUCGACGUGUCUAUGAACUAGAAAUUAGUCUAGGUUCUAGUAUAUUUGAAAUUAUAAAUCAACCAAAUAUUCGAAAAAAAAUAGUAUUACAAUUUAUUUAUCAUCCAAGUAUAACAUCUAUUGAUACAUAUCUAAUAGCAUUUGAUAUAGAUGUAAUUCAAAUUUGUUUUGAUGAUAAAAACGUACUAUGUACAUGGGCAUGUAUCCGUGCACUAAAUACAGGCACAUUUAUAUGUUAUAAUCUUACGAAUAAUUUAACAACACUUGCUCGAACUGCAAUCCGCAUUAGUAAAUAUUAUCAAAAAGGUUUCAAACUAUUAUAUCCUUACGAAUUUGCAAUAAACGAUUUCUUAUCUUUAACUGUAUAUGAAUUAAAACAUACACAAAAUCCUAAUUAUUAUUCAUCAACAAAAGAACAAUUUGGAAGUAAUCAUGAUUACUUUCGAUUACAAAAAAAUUUGUGGACAUAUAUAUCACUCAACGAUUUUAAAUUUCUUUUAAAUUAA